GCCUCUCACCUUCCUCCGACAGGUGGCUGCCAUCUGCGCCUACCCCCAGCUGCUGGGUGCUGGGUUCCUGCCCGAGGAUGCCAAACGCCGGGCGGCACAAGUCCUGAGACACCUCCAAGGUGGCAGCCCAGGGGCGUACAACCUGGAGUACGUCAUGGACACGGUGGCGGUGAAGGUGGCCCGAUACCUGGAGAGAAGGGACGGUGGGACCCCCAGUGACCCCCGCUGCAUCGUGCCCUGCGGUGGCACCGCGGCUGCCAUGGUGGACGUUCUGACGCUGGUGGUGGACGAGAGGGCGGCGGUGCCCACGGGGGUGCUGGUGCCGGUACCGGGCCCCCCGCUCCUCGGGGGGGCUACGGGGCUGGCGGGGGCCGUGGCCGUGCCGUACCCGCUGGCCGAGGAGCGGGGCUGGGACGUGGACACAGAGACGGUGCGGCGGGUGCUGGGGCGGGCGAGGGAGAGGUGGCACCCCAAGGUGCUCUGCGUCGUCAACCCUGGAGACCCCACCGGACACGUGCUGAGCCGGCAGAGCAUGGAGGACAUCAUCCGGCUGGUGGCCGAGGAGAACCUCCUGCUGCUGGCGGAUGAGGUCUUCCAGGACAACGUGGCCACCUCCGACCGCCCCUUCCUCUCCUUCAAGCGGGUGCUGUGGGAGAUGGGUGCCCCGUUCUCCUCCACCGUCCAGCUCAUCUCCUUCUACUCCCCCUCUCCAAGGGCGUCGGGGGGGGUGGUUUCCGAGCAGGUUUCUUUGAGCUGGUGAACAUCGACCCGAGCGUCCUGAAGUGUUUCCCCACGUGGGGGUUCUCGGUGUAUCCCUCCAUCCUGGGGCAGGUGAUGCUGGAGAUGGCCAUGGAGCCCCCACUGCCCAGUGACCCCUCCUACCCAGCCUGUGAGGAGCAGAGGCAGGGGCUGCUCCAGGACCUGGCCCACAACGCCCGGUUGGUGCAGGAGGUGCUGGGCCGGGCCCCCGGCAUCCACUGCCCCCCGCUCCAGGGGGGUGCCCGCGCCUUCCCCCGCAUCCAGCUCCCGCCCCGCGCCCAGCGCCAGGCCCGGGAGCUGGGCCUGGAGCCCGAUGUCUUCUUCUGCCACAAGCUGUUGGAGGCAACAGGGAUCGUGGUGGCCCCAGGGAGCGAGUUUGGGCAGAUGGAGGGCACCCACCACGUGGGGGUGUCCCUGCUGCCACGGGCCGCGACGCUGGAGCGGGUGCUGCUGACCCUCACCCGCUUCCACGCCGCCUUCCUGCAAGACUUCUCCUGAUGUGGGGGGCCACCUUGGCCCCGUGUCCCCCCAUUAAAGCCCUCC
This is a messenger RNA of Calidris pugnax (ruff), 1302 nucleotides long. RefSeq names its product alanine aminotransferase 1-like. The transcript has 10 exons. The record is from RefSeq and is a predicted model, not a curated record. Lineage: Eukaryota; Metazoa; Chordata; Aves; Charadriiformes; Scolopacidae. The coding region runs from base 155 to 760 and encodes 201 amino acids. Gene Ontology annotation, molecular function: L-alanine:2-oxoglutarate transaminase activity; pyridoxal phosphate binding. Gene Ontology annotation, biological process: biosynthetic process.